GACGGCACCUUUCUAACCGGAAGCCGUCACGGCGAGGGCCGGUGCUGGGGACUGGCCGGAAGCGCCCAAAUACAGCGGCUGAAUGCGCCUGUGUUCCAGCUCUGAACCCGGCCGCCGCCUCCCACGACCAUGCUGCUGCCGCGCCUGACAAUGCGGUUCGCCAGGGCCGUCCACUGGGCAGGGUGCAGUUGGCUUGGCUCCGUGGCUCCGGGCAGUCAAGCCUGCCAGCGCCCACAUAGCUUGCAGCCUGCAGGCCUGAGCAGGGCGGCCUCCCUUCCUGGCAAGGGGGCCCAGUUGGAGCUUGAGGAAUUGCUGGUCCCCAGGAAGAUGGCCAUCAGCCCCCUUGAGAGCUGGCUGACAGCUUGCUACCUCUUGCCCAAAUUGAAUGCUGGGGCCCCAGCCACUGUGACUCCAGGCCAAUUCUACAAGUGUCCACCUAGCCAGGUGGAGGAGGGGACCAAGCAGGUGGACGAGGCAGUCUGGGAUGCACCGCAGAUGCAGUGCAAAAAUGUCCUGAAGAUCCGCCGGCGGAAGAUGAACCACCACAAGUACCGCAAGCUGGUCAAAAGAACUCGGUUCCUAAGGCGCAAGGUCCGGGAAGGACGUUUAAAACGGAAGCAGGUCAAAUUUGAGAAAGAGUUGAGGCACAUCUGGCUGAAGGCAGGCCUGAAGGAGGCACCCCCAGGCUGGCAGACCCCCAAGAUCUACAUGAAGGUCAAAUGAGCCUGGAGUUUUGUUUCCAUGCCCCACGUGCUGCUGGUGACCAUUGUAAUAAACAUUGGGAGGACUGUG
Messenger RNA from Fukomys damarensis (Damara mole-rat), 792 nucleotides. RefSeq names its product aurora kinase A interacting protein 1 (gene Aurkaip1). Gene Ontology annotation, cellular component: mitochondrion. The record is from RefSeq and is a predicted model, not a curated record. Bases 130 to 723 code for a protein of 197 amino acids. Gene Ontology annotation, biological process: mRNA processing. The transcript is spliced from 4 exons. NCBI's taxonomy places the organism in Eukaryota, Metazoa, Chordata, Mammalia, Rodentia, Bathyergidae.